CCUUCUUUACAGUGUUCGGCGUUGAGCAAUUGGGACGCGACCGAGCCCUGGAACGUACCCUUGUCCAUACUUGCCAGCCACCCAUACCAGCCGACCGAUGAAGCCUAUGCCACCUCGGCGGGCCCGGUAUCCCUGUCUCCGCUAUUUACAGACACGUCCCUUGCGCAGACUAGCACUGCUUUUAUUCAAGGUAGUGGUUAUGCGCAGCAAUUCGAAGAGCCGCUGUUCGGUGAUCUCACUUUUAGCUCGGCCAUGCCCACCGCCUCGAUCGUGCCACCUUCAUCUACCUUGGCUGUACCUGCCACCACAACCUCCAAUAACGCUACGUCGACGAAUACGAAUACGACUAGGAAUGUCAGCACGAACGAGUUUGUGGUGGCGCCUAAACCUGUUCGGCUUGUCAACCCGGCCAUCCAUCUCGCCGCGCUAGUCGAAGAGGGUGAUGCCACCAGCAUUCUAGAUGUCACACAGGACUCCACUCUCAUCAAUAUUUCUUCGUCUUCUACGUUGAGUGAAGAGGACGGAGGAGAGGACGGUGAGAAUGAUGCGGAUGAUGAGGCGGAUGAUGAAGACAAGACGGUCUGCUCGCCCUCUCUAAAUAGUGCUGACUCGUCAGAGUGGACGGUUGAAAAGGUGUGGCAGGGUAUGUACGAGGAGCAAGAAGAUGCAAAAGCACUCGUUCAGCCAGAGGUGCCGUCGAACGAGCUGGCUCCCUUGUUCGAUGCCUCUUUGUUUGGUCAAGACUUUGUACAAUACUCGCCUCCAUCAUCAUACCCGUCGCAAACAU
Messenger RNA from Acaulospora colombiana, 787 nucleotides. NCBI's taxonomy places the organism in Eukaryota, Fungi, Glomeromycota, Glomeromycetes, Diversisporales, Acaulosporaceae. The record is from the annotation of a GenBank genome assembly.